CUAAGGGUGAACGUGAAUAAACAUGGCGGAUAUCGAGUUCGAGCAGUUUGGGCAGAAGUUCGGCAAGAAUUACAUUUGCAAUACCACUAACACAUCGCCUUUUUACUCGAUAGUCCCAGUUGAUGAAGACUCUCCGUCAUCCAAUUCCCCAUCUCCAGAUAUUGACGUCAAUGACUGUGAUAACAUCCAGGAGACCGGCUCAAGCUUACCGCGUACGUCACAAGUUGAUAAAGAUGACUCCCAGUUGAGUGAAACGUUCUGCAGAGGAACAGUGUCAUCCUCUUGGAAGGGCGAAAGGAGGCGCAGGAAACUACCGGAAAUUCCAAAAAAUAAAAAAUCUACAAUGGUUACACUGUACAACACUCAAAGCUCGAUAUCACGCGAUGUGUCUUUGGCUGAGGAAUUGGGCAGCGGUGUAGGAUCUAGUGGCCCCAGUUCCAUGCUGGUGCUCAAGUGCGGAUACCUUUGGGACGAAUCUCCAGAAUCAGAUAGAUUGUUAACCGAUGCAGAUAGUGGACAUUCUACGGCUCAUUCUCCUACAGGAACCGACGGGCCUAAAUCCAUGUCGCCGCUUAUGGGCAGUAGUCUUUCAAUGGUAGGAGGCAUGGUGUAUAAUGAUGUUGAUCUGUUGGAAGCCACACAUCGGGCUUUGCAUAAAUUUGUUCCUCGACAUGAAGACGAAAUCGAAUUAGAAAUCGGAGAUCCAGUUUACGUUCAAAAAGAAGCUGAUGAUCUGUGGUGUGAAGGAGUUAAUCUGAGAACAGGAAGAAUGGGCAUAUUUCCUUCGGCCUAUGCAGUGGACAGCGAUUUUAGUGACUGGGACUCGAAUACUGAACAUGGGAGGCGGGAAAGAUACCUCUUAGGGUACCUUGGAUCGGUUGAGACUUUAGCCCAUAAGGGGACUACCGUGGUGUGUCAGGCAGUAAGGAGGGUGAUUGGAAAUCAUUCAUCUGAACCAGAAGUUCAACCGUGCACUCUAGAAGUAUCCGAUCAGGGCCUGAGGAUGGUCGACAGAAGAAAACGAGACCAAAACGAGCCUUGCAUAGACUAUUUCUACUCGCUCAAAAACGUGAGUUUUUGCGCAUUUCAUCCUCGAGACCAUCGAUAUUUGGGCUUCAUCACCAAGCAUCCGACUUUGCAAAGGUUUGCAUGCCAUGUCUUCAGAGGACCCGAUUCGACCAGACCAGUAGCCGAAGCUGUGGGGCGAGCAUUUCAAAGGUUUUACCAAAAAUUCAUAGAGACUGCAUAUCCAGUGGAGGAUAUUUACAUAGAAUAAGAACAAUGAUAAUUAAUAAAUGUUGGUACUAAGAAAUUCUUUGCUACUUACCACCGAAGGGCUUUAGCUUUUCUGUAUUAUGCGUCGUCAACCUGUUUUUAUUCUGGGGGUUUUCGCAUCCAAUCUGCUGGUUAAGUUUGCCUCUAAAAAUCCGCAAUAAUUAUUAGUUUUCUGCUGGUUGCGACUCAUUCUAUUCAGUCAUAUCAUGAGCUUCUGAAGCCAAUUGUUAAAAUUCUUAGGCACGUAUUUAGAUUAAUAAUCGGUACUAAGUACGCAAUGUAUUUGGGUUCUAGUCAUUAAUAGCUGUGUAUGUACAGGGUGUUUAAAUUUGUUUAUACGGAAAUUUAAUUUCGUGAAGAACGCAUGCAAGAGGAACAUUAAAUCCGUAAAAUUGUGGUCAAGAAGCAUUCUUCUUUUGUAAGAGGAUGUAUGGAGGAAGUUGAAUUAUUUACGCUUUGUUGGUGUUUAAAUUGCAAUUUCUUGGAAGUAAACUUUAAUGGUUGUAAGUUUAAAUUAGCAAUUUGUAGCAUAACUGCUUUAACCAUCGUUUUGCUUAGAAGUUUGGGCAAAAUUAGCUUUUUGCGUCUUUUGUGUUAGCAGAAAUUCAUACAAAUGUGUUCAUGAAACAGUGUGUUCUCUUGGAAACAUUCUUGUGAUUUUCCGCUGAAUUUUUCCAAUUAAAUUUACAGAAAGUACCAAUAUGAAAUGUUUCUUAAAGAAAAAAAUUGAUUGAUUUUUAAAUACUCUAAAAGUGGGCGAUUUUCUUUAAAAUUCCAUCAAGAUAAGCUUAUAUCAAUCUGCAAGUUUGUUUAGAAAAUAAUCGUAAACAUUUAAGGCAAAUAUUGGAAAUAUAAACAAUUUUACAUACGUAAAACUUUGAAGAAGAGAACCAGAUUCAACGUUCUAAAACCUGUUUGUUGGGUAUUUUGCAUAAACAUUUUUGUGUCAUUUGAAAAAAAUUGAAUUUUCUCGCGCCUUUUACUACGCAUUAGAAAAAUAUGAGAAAAUUCUGUCUUUUUGAAAGGCCUCGACUUGAAAGUAAAUUUCCUUUGCUCCAUUAGAAACUCCUUCUUUGAUUUAGCGAAUAUUGAUAUCUUGCUGUUGUAAACUCACUCACUCUAUAUACAGUUUUAAGUCAUUUUUUGCUUUCAAUAUUCCUUCAGGAGUGGAUAUUUAAGCAAAUAAUUAACCGUUGAAACACCCUGUGUAUAUGAAAGGUUCUGAAGCCUCUUACAUGCAUGUGCAUUUCCCAACUGAUGUAUUCUCUAUAAUCUAGGUAGUUCGUGUAAAGUAAGCGAACAACUUCAAGUGCAAUCUCUAUAUUUUUAAUGUAAAUAACUAUGAAAAAAACUAUUUAGAGCAGCAUAGAAUGUAACUCUUGUAGAACGAUAAGUUAUUGUUAAAUUUAAAGUUUCAAUACUUCCUGAAAAGAGCAGAUAAUAAUGUAGGGCAAUAUAUUUAAAAUUGAGAUAAAGUGGAUUUUAAAUGCUAGGGAGAUUUUUUGUAUAUUUUUGAUACAUCAAUGAAGUUUAGUGUCGUUGUAUUUGUUUCAUUGUUUGUGAUGUUUUGUCGUCUUUUUGUUACUUGUGUACUUACUGCAUAUCUGUUUCAAUUUUGCUGAAUAUACUUUUGUUUUGACAAUAA
Molecule: messenger RNA, 2920 nt
Organism: Dendroctonus ponderosae (mountain pine beetle)
Lineage: Eukaryota; Metazoa; Arthropoda; Insecta; Coleoptera; Curculionidae
Gene: Aplip1
Product: JNK-interacting protein 1
Exons: 10
Coding region: 23-1276 (417 amino acids)
Biological process (GO): regulation of JNK cascade
Cellular component (GO): cytoplasm
Molecular function (GO): protein binding
Source: RefSeq, a predicted model, not a curated record